AUGGGCGAGAUGUUCCAGGCGACGCUGCGCCUCGGCGGCGUCUUCGGCACGCUCCGGCGGUCGCGGCGCGCGGAGCUCGAGCCCGAGGACCUGCCGGCGCCGCUGACGAGCUUCCGGUCGUCGGGCAACGAGGCGCUCUUCGCCGAGGCCUGCGCCCGCUGGGACGCGGCGCUCGGCGCCUACGAGAAAGCGCGCAAGUGCACGGCGGCGUCGCUCGCGGGGUCGAAGCGGCAGCAGCUUGGCCGCAUCUUCGUGCGGUCCCAGCUCUACGGGGGGCUGCGGCGCUGGUGCGCCGCGGGCGUGGCCAUCUCGGCGCUGGGCGGGCUGCUCGGCACCAUCGGCCGCUUCCUCGUGCUCCAGUCGAUCGUCCACGGCGUGCAGUACGGCACGCGCGCCGAGGUGCUCCGGGGCGCGCUGCUCUUCGCCGCCGUGAGCGUCGCCGAGGGCGCCUGCGCCGUCUACUCGCGCCAGAUCCUCGCGGGCAACGUCGCCCACGUCCUCGUCGCGCGCGCGAACGCGUGCCUCGCGCGCAAGGCCGACCGGCUCCGGGCCGCGGGCUCCGCGGCGCCGCCGCUCGACGCGAUCUACGGCGCGGACUUCCCGCGGCUGCUCUCCCUCGUCAAGUUCCUGGCCAUGCUGCCCUGCGGCGUCGCGGCGCUCCUCGGCGGCGUGGGCAUCCUCGUCGCGUUCCUCGGCGUCGGGUCGCUCGUCUGCCUCGGCUGCAUGGUCUGCGUGCUCAACGGCCAGCGCCUGCUGACGCUCGGCGGCAAGCGCCUCGAGCGGCCCAUGAUGAAGGCGCGGGACCGGCGCGUCGCGGGCGUCAAGCAGGCCGUGGAGUGCAUCAAGGCCGUCAAGUUCUACGCGUGGGAGGAGCAGUACCGCGACGCGAUCGGCGACCGCCGCGACGCGCAGCUCAAGCUCGCGACGGCCUACCGGGCCUACGUGAUCCUGUCCGUGAACAUCGGCAAGUGCUUCCCCGUCGUCGCGGGCGCGAUCACGAUCCUCACGGUCGCCGCGCAGCGCGGGGGCACGAUCUCCGCGGCCAAGGCCUUCGGCGCGCUCGCGGUCUUCCAGACGCUGCGCGUGGGCAUGAUCAUGCUGCCGCUCUGCAUCGUGCUCGUCAACACCAUGCUCCAGACCUUCCAGCGCAUCGGCGACGUCCUCGUCGGGCCCGAGGACGCCGCCGUCGCCGCGCCCGCAGCCGGCGACGUCGCGCUGCGCUUCGCCGGCGUCGUCGCGACGCGCGACGGCGAGGACCGCGCGCGGAGCCCGAGCCUCGAGCCCGCGCCGGAGGCGGCGGCGAAGGCCGCGCGGCGGCGGUCGCUGCGGACGACGUCCGAGAGCCUCGCGGCGGCCGCGCCCGCGCUCGCCGAGGAGGCCAAGGACGAGCUCCUGGAGCCGGCCGGCGAGCCGGCCUUUUCCCUGGCCCUCGACGACCUGACCGUGCGGCGGGGCAGCGUCGUCGCCGUCGUCGGGCCCGUGGGCGCGGGCAAGUCGACGGCCGUCGAGGCCGCGCUCGGCCGCGUCGAGGCGUCCGGCGACGUGACCUGCGACGCGUCCGUGGGCUACGCGCCCCAGGACCCCUUCGUCGCGACGGGCACGAUCCUCGAGAACGUGCUCCUCGGCCGCGCGCUCGACGAGGCCGCGUUCGCCAAGGCCGUGAAUCUGGCGGCGUUCGAGCGCGACCUCGAGCUCCUGCCCGACGGCCGCGACACGGUCGUCGGCGAGCGGGGCACGACGCUCUCCGGCGGCCAGCAGCACCGCCUGGGCGUCGCGCGCGCGGCCUACGGCGACCCGCGGCUCCUGCUGCUCGACGCGUCGCUCGCCGCCGUCGACGCCGCGGUCGCGCGGCGCAUCUUCGACGGCGUCAAGGCCUGGACGCGCGACGACCCGAAGCGGGCCGCCGUGCUGGUCCUCUCGCAGCUCCACUUCCUGCCGGAGUGCGACCAGGUCGUCCUCGUCGACGACGGCGCGGUCCUCGCGGACGGGCCCGCGGCGGCGCUCGCGGCCAAGGCCUGGGACGAGGGCAGCUUCGGCGCCUUCGUCAGGGACGCGCUCGCGGGCGGCGGCGGCGACGCGCCGUCGAAAUCCGUCGACGAGCUCGUCGCGCCGGAGACGCCGAAGGCGCGAGGCCGCGCGCUCGACGAGGACAAGGCCGACGCGCUCGUGAAGAAGGAGAAGGUCGCGCGGGGCGUCGUGUCCGCCAAGGUGCUCCUGACCUUCUUCCGCGCCGUGGGCUACUGGCGCAUCGGGGCCAUCGUCUUCGGCUACUGCUUCGCGGGCGCGAUCCUCGCCGGCAGCGACGUCAUCCUCGCCAGGUGGACGGGCUCGCGGUCGACGAGGACGGCCUACCCCGUGGCCUACGCCGUCGGCUGCGUGUGCUACCUGUGCGUGCUCAUCUCGUCGAGCCUCGCGGGCGUCGUCUGGACCGCGCGCGGGUCGCGGGGCCUGCACCGGCAGACGCUGAAGACGGUGCUCGGCGCGCCCGUGUCCUGGUUCGAGGCGAACCCGAGCGGGCGCAUCCUCUCGCGCUUCGCGGCGGACUUCGACGUCGUCGACAUCGACUGGGGCAACAUGUUCGACGGGUUCCUGUCCAUGGCGACGAUGUUCUUCAUGCUCGUCGUCAUGAUCUCCGCGAUCGUGCCCUACCUCAUCCCGAUCAACCUGUUCGUGUCCGUCGGCCUCAUCCGGACGCUCAACGUCAUCAACACGGCGAACCGCGACGUGAAGCGCAUCGCGAACAACGCCGUGUCGCCGACGGUGACGACGGCGGCGGAGAUGGCGCGGGGCCGCGUCGUGAGCCGCGCGCUGCGCUGCGGCGCGUUCUUCCGCGAGCGGCAGCGGCGGCACGUCGACGCCAUGCUCGGGGGCUUCUUCCAAUCGACCUGCAUCAGCCAGGCCGCCUACGGGUCGGCCACCCUCUGGUGCUCGCUCAUGGCGCUGUCCGCGGCGCUGCUCAUCGCGCUCGUGCCGGGCGUCGUGUCCGACGACGUCGCGCCCGUGGCGCUGACCUACGCGCUCGUGUCGCCCUACUUCGCGUCGAUGAUGUCCGAGGUCUACCUGCAGAUGUCCAUCAUGGCGACGUCCCUGGAGCGCGUCGCGGAGUACCUGCCCAAGGAGGACGGCGGCGUCGUGCCCCAGGAGCCCGCGCGCGACGGCGACCUCGACGCGCUCGCGGACGCGCCGGGCGCGCCCUGGCCCGCGUCCGGGCGCGUCGAGUUCGUCGACGUGUGCCUGCGCUACCGGCCGGGCCUGCCGCUCAGCCUCCGGGACGCGUCCUUCGACGUCGCCGCGGGCGCCAAGGUCGGCGUCGUCGGCCGCACCGGCGCGGGCAAGUCGACGCUGCUCGUGGCCCUCUUCCGCCUCGUCGACGUCGCGUCGGGCGUCGUCCGCGUCGACGGCGUCGACGUCGCCAAGCUCGGGCUGCGGCUGCUGCGGCGGCGGCUCUGCAUGAUCCCGCAGGAGGCCGUGCUCAUGAGCGGCACGGCCAAGGACAACUGCGACCCCUUCGACGAGUUCGCGGAGGGCGCCGUGGCCGACGCGCUCGAGGCCGUGGGCCUCGCGCGGUCGCUGCUCCACGCGUUCCUCGGCGAGACGUCGCUGUCGACGGGCGAGCGCCAGCUGCUGGCCCUCGCGCGCGCGCUGCUCCGCAAGUCGGCGGUCGUCGCCUUCGACGAGGCGACGGCGCACGUCGACGCGAGCACGGACGCGAAGAUCCAGGCCGUCGUCGAGACCCAGUUCCCGCGGUCGACGCUCCUCGCCAUCGCGCACCGGCUCCACACGGUCAUCGGCUUCGACCGCAUCGUCGUCAUGGACCGGGGCACCAUCGCCGAGCAGGGGCCGCCGCUCGAGCUCCUCGACCGCGCGCGCGGGCCCUUCGCGACGAUGACGGCCGCGCUCGGCGCCGCGGCCAAGGCCGAGCUCCGCGACAUCGCGCGCGGCGCGCUGGACCGCGCGACCCUCGUCGUCGACGACGCGGUCCUCGUCGACGACGGGCCCGCCGUCGACAAAGCGAUGGCCAUGACACGGCCACACGCGACGCUCGUCCUGCUCCUCUGCGCGCCGCUCGUCGCGCGCGGGUCGCUCUUCGACAUGACGCGGAAGGAGGCGGAGGCGCCCCUCGUGAGACGGACGGGCGACGGCUACACGUCCGAGGGCUACGGCGUCGACACGUCCUUCCCCAUGCACCACGACAUCCCCAAGGGCACCUGGGGCGACGCCAUGUACAAGGAGUUCAUCAACGGCUGCGCGAACAAGUUCAAGAUGGGCUCGUGCCGGAGCAACGAGGAGAGCCGCAUGGCCAUGAACCGCGACCAGAUCCCGCGGCAGCGGAACUUCACGGAGCUCGGCUUCGCGAAGAUCCGGGCCCCCGAGAACGUCUACGGCCCGGCCCGCGCCUUCUGGGACCUGCACAAGGACAGCGGCACGUCCGAGGCGUGGCCCGCGGGGAACACGUACGUGAACCACUGGAAGGCCGACAGCCACAUGGUGAGCCUCGAGGACCGGCGCUGGCAGCCGCUGGGCCUGCGGACCAAGGACAAGAUCUGGGCCGGCGCGAAGCCCAUCCUCGAGGCGUGGACGGGCCAGACCCUCAAGCCGACGUCGCUCUACGGCAUCCGCAAGUACUUCCGCGGCGGCAUCCUCGCGACGCACGUCGACCGGCUGCCGCUCGUGACGUCGUGCAUCAUCAACGUGGACCAGGACGUCGACGAGCCCUGGCCCAUCGAGGUCGUGGGCCACGACGGCGUCGCCUACAACGUGACGCUGGAGCCCGGCGACAUGGCGCUCUACGAGAGCCACACCGUGCUCCACGGCCGGCCCUUUCCGUUGAAGGGCAACUUCUUCGCGAACGUCUUCGUCCACUUCAUCCCCGUGGACCCCAACGACCACAACCAGAACCACCCGGACAUCGACUUCUCCUGGACGAAGAACGCGCGCAUCGAGCGCGCGCAGCCCGCGAAGCUCGCGGAGGCGCGGCAGCGGCUCGCCGACAUGCCGAAACCCGCGCCGCACAACGUGAGCCUCGGCUGGGCCCGCGCGGCCGCCGCGCGCCACGACACGGGCGCCAAGCCCCUGGCCCAGACCGGCGCCUACGACCACCGCACGGUCGAGGAGGGCGGCGCGCCGCUCCCGAAGCCCGGCUCGCUCGAGGGCCGCGCGGCGCGCGCGGCGCGGGGCGGCCCGCCGCGCGCGCCCAAGGCCGCGCUCAACGAGGAGCCGGGCCACCAGGUCGUCGGCGGCGAGGACUUCGGCGCCGACGCCUUCGCGACGGGCACGCUGAGCCUCCACGCGGCCGCGGCGAACGGCGACGUCGACACGCUCCGCCGCGAGCUCGAGCGCGACCCGGACGCCGUCAACGCGCCCGACGAGAACCUCUGGACGCCCCUCCACGAGGCCGCGCGCGCCGGGGACCUCGAGACCGUCGAGUUCCUCGUGGAGCACGGCGCGAACAUCGCGGACACGACCAUCUCCGGCUCGUCCGCGCUGUGGAUCGCGAAGCAGAACCACCACAACCGCGCCAUGUGGCCGCUCGCCUCCGUCUCGGCGCGCGGGUUCGGCGCGUCGUCCGCGGCGUCGUCGUCGCCGACGGCCAUGGACACGACCUGGCUCCCGAAGGAGACGACGACCGCCUUCAUCCGGAGCUCGACGAUGACGGCGUCGUCGACGCGGGACCUCGACUUCCGCAUGCUGCUGCCCCUGCCCUACGGGCCCUUCACGCCGCCCGCCGAGGCGGACAUGGUCGUCCUCGCCCGCGGCGAGCGGAACCCGCACUGGGAGGCCGGCGUGCCGCGCUACAUCGCCGAGCGGCGCUGCGAGGGCGGCGCCGAGGCCUUCUACCUCCGGCUCCGGUCGCGCGACCGCCAGGCGUCGCGGCCCGCGAUCGGCUACUUCGGCGACGCGGCGGACGACGAGGCCUACGCCGCGGAGGAGCGCUUCGCGCCGGCCCAGCUGGCGCGGGCGCUCGUCAACGCGACGCCCCUCCACGCGGCGCUCGCGCUCCGCGCGCCCGACGCCGGGGCGGGAACCGGGCGAUUCGAGUUCGCUUCAACGCCCGACGCCGUCGUCCUCGCCGCGCUGCGGGGCCGGCCGCGCGACUGCGACCGCCGGCGUCCCGCGACGAUGUUCCGCGCGCUGUUGGCCGGGAAAACGGAGAGACGCGACCGCACCGCGUCGGGCCUCUACCCGCUCAACGUCGCCCUCGAGGCCUACGACGCGGCGCGGCCCCGGUCCUACGGCGCGCCGGCCGUGCUCGCGGUGCUCGCGGCGAGCCCCGCGGCCGCGCGCGUCCGCCGCGCCGCCGCGGGCACGGCGCUCCACGCGGCGGUCUACGGCCGCCACGGCGACGCCGUCGUCCUCGCCGUGCUCCGCGCCGAGCCCGCGGCGGCCGCCGUCAAGGACCGGCGCUUCGCGCUGCCCGUGCACGCCGCCCUCGAGACGGGCGCGUCGUGCGCCGUCGUCGUCGCCCUGCUCGAGGCCUGGCCCGAGGCGGCGAAGCACCCCUGCCCCUUCCUCCUCGAGGUGCCCCUGCGCGACGUCAACGGCGAGCUCAUCCCCGACGGCGUCGGCCGCAUCGACCAGCCCGCGCUCCUCGUCGCCGCGCUCGUGCUCCGGCGCAACGCCUACGCGGGCGCGCGCGUGGCGUCGCCGCACCUCGCGGGCCUCCUCGAGGCGCGGUCCGCGACCAUCGCGCUCCUGGACCAGUUCCCGGGCCUCGCGAAGCGUCCGACGGCGGCGCCCUGGGCGACGCCGCUCCACGUCGCCGUGGCCGUCGGCGCGUCGCCCGUCGUGCUCGGCGCGCUCGUGCGCGCGCACCCGGCCGCGUGCGCGCAGGCCGACGCGAUGAACUGCCUGCCCGUCCACGCCGCGCUCCUCCGCGGCGCGCCCGCGUCCGCGGUGGCCUGCCUCAUCAAAGCGACGCCGGACAGCGACCGGGGCCUCGGCGACGCGGCCCCGAGCGACGCGCCGCCCGAGGCGCGGCCGCUCUCCGCGCCGGACGCGCGGCCGCUCUCCGUGCCCGCGCCCGAGGCGCGGCCCCUCGUCGCGCCGACGCGCGGGCCGCCGCGCGGCGCCGCGGCGCCGCGGUCCAUCCCCGCCUAG
This is a messenger RNA of Aureococcus anophagefferens, 7098 nucleotides long. RefSeq lists its product as hypothetical. Gene Ontology annotation, biological process: transmembrane transport. The transcript is spliced from 7 exons. The record is from RefSeq and is a predicted model, not a curated record. NCBI's taxonomy places the organism in Eukaryota, Pelagophyceae, Pelagomonadales, Pelagomonadaceae. Bases 1 to 7098 code for a protein of 2365 amino acids. Gene Ontology annotation, molecular function: ATP hydrolysis activity; ATP binding; ABC-type transporter activity. Gene Ontology annotation, cellular component: membrane.